This is a messenger RNA of Rubroshorea leprosula, 937 nucleotides long. The record is from the annotation of a GenBank genome assembly. Lineage: Eukaryota; Viridiplantae; Streptophyta; Magnoliopsida; Malvales; Dipterocarpaceae.
AAGGCAAAAAGCUUUCAGGUGGGGGGAGAAGGAAUUUUGCGCUUUUUUUGGGUGAAAAUUCUCGACGGAGAUGAAGAUCACGGCGUUAUUGGUGUUGAAAAUCAAUCCGGAUGGAUCCGAUCCGAUUAUUCUGGCCAACGCUUCCGAUGUCAGCCAUUUCGGCUACUUCCAGAGGUCCGGCAUCAAGGAGUUCAUCGUCUUCGUGUCUCGAACCGUCGCCAAACGGACGCCGCCCGACCAACGCCAGUCUGUGCAACACGAAGAGUAUAAGGUGCAUGCUUACAACAGAAAUGGCCUUUGUGCUUUGGGAUUAAUGGAUGAUCAUUAUCCAGUUCGAAGUGCUUUUUCGCUUCUCAACCAGGUAUUAGAUGAAUAUCAGAAAAAUUUUGGGGAUUCGUGGAGGACAGUACAAGCAGAUAGCACUCAACCAUGGCCCUACCUGAAUGAAGCUUUGAGCAAGUUCCAGGACCCUGCUGAGGCAGAUAAGUUAAUGAAAAUUCAGCGAGAAUUGGAUGAGACCAAGAUUAUCCUUCAUAAAACCAUUGAUAGUGUUCUGGCACGAGGUGAGAAGCUCGACAGUCUAGUUGAGAAAAGUUCAGAUUUAAGUGCAGCCUCUCAGAUGUUCUACAAGCAGGCGAAGAAAACCAAUUCAUGCUGUACCAUACUGUAAUUUUCUGAAGGAAAACAGUUAUCCUGUGAAGGCGUGCACUUGUUCUAGUGCUGAAGCUAUUGAUUGAUGACAAAAUAUAGACUGCAAUAUGUUAUAUAUCGUAUGAUAAUUGUUUACGUUUAAAAAAUCCCUGUGGCUUUCUCCUUCUUAAUGUUUGUCUUUUGGACAGAAAGUUGGAGGGAAUUGAACAUCCAGAAACGAUUUUCUUUUGCGGUACCAGUAUGUAUGCCAAUUCUUCUAUUCUGAUAAUAUAUUGCAUUUUAAAUA